Molecule: messenger RNA, 2612 nt
Organism: Lytechinus variegatus (green sea urchin)
Lineage: Eukaryota; Metazoa; Echinodermata; Echinoidea; Temnopleuroida; Toxopneustidae
Exons: 3
Coding region: 1863-2612 (249 amino acids)
Source: RefSeq, a predicted model, not a curated record
GAAUAGAAGCAUCAUUGGAAAUAGUAAUUCACUAAAUCAUUUCUUUAUUCUCAUUUUCUAUGCAGAGAAUAUACCUUUCUUUAUUUUAUUCUUAUUAUAUCCAAGUCAUAUGAGGCGUGGAUCCAGAGUUGGACUUUUACUGGGGGCUGAUUAAUGCAAGCAAAGGUUGCCAACACUUACAGAGAGUGUGAAGCGUGCUUCCAAGGGGGGGAGGAUGCAGGGAGGGGGGAGUUUCCCCAUGUGCGGAGCACAAAGUUUUUGAUCUCUCCUCAAAUUAAAAUUAACAGAAGAUGUCUCUUGCGUCUCUAGAAGAAAAUUCAACCGACGCAAAUUUUUAAAUAGUGAUGAGAAAGAGAACAGGAGGAAGAUCUGAGGACAAAGAGAAAAGAGAGAGAGAGAAAAACAAUGCAACAUAAAUAUAGUGUUUAACACAAUAAAAUUACUCAAUAUGAUUAUCUUGUGUUUUGUAUCCUUUUUACACUGUUAUAUAUCCUCUUAAAUUUCUCGAUUGUUAUUGUCUAAAAAUUGACCAUCUGAAAUUCAUGGAAAACCAUAUCAAAGGACUUCAAUAUUUCCUUGCAUUAUUUUGAGUUUUCAACACAAAUAACCUUUGCUUACAUUGUACAUGUAGAAAACAAAUACAAUUUACAUGUAUACCUUAUGACCUACUUUCAAGAACUGAACUUGCCACAACACUUUACAUCUUUUAUCAUUAAAAGAACUGACCUUCUGUGUUAUUUGACACACAUUAUUUUUACUGUAUCAAUCAUUUUCUUGCUUUAAUACUCCAAUAUUCUGAUGGAAUUAAAUGUUCAGCUUUUGUAAGUUAUAAUCAUUUUGAAAUUGUUUCCAACAUUUAGCAAUUCCAUAAAAAUUGAACUUUUUGUUUCUCAAUAAAUUCAACAUACCAAUGCUUCUACAUGGAUUUUGCCUGAUGCUAAUUCACAAAUGGAGGGGGUAUCCACUCGUCAAUGAAGUGCCCCCCCCCCCCCGUUCUCAUCAUUUCAUCAAACAGGAUACAUGUAAUUUAUAUAUUUUCUUUUCUUAGCAGAAGUAUCCGAUUUGCAUAACAAUGCUUGCGUGAGGAGUGUCUGAAUUCCUAAACCAUUCGGAAUUCACUGACCGAGUUCGACACAGCGCAGUACGGACGUCUUAUUAUCUACGUGUUAAGUCUAUAGGCCUUGUCGUUUUACUCUACGAAUGGAUUCGAUGUUAUAUUUUUAAAAUAAUGUCGAAUCAAGAGGCAGGUUCCGAAAAUUCUGCUCAACAAUCUGGAGUUCUUUCGCCUUCUUUUGUAAGCAAUGCAAUAAAGGAGGCAUUUGGCUCGUUUAAAGAAUAUUUUGACUCUUCCAUUGCCCAGGUCAAGGAAGAGAAUGAGAAAAAGCUUUCUGCUGCUUCUACGGAGCUUCAACAACUUAAAAGGGCUUCUGAGUUGUCUUUCAGAUUUAAAGGUAAUAAAGUCCAAUACGAAUUCAAUUCGAACCUUCAGGAGAAGUUGGAGAAGGGAGUUGCCCUACUAGAGGAAGGCAAGCAAGUUACAGCCCUUGCUUUGCUGAAGGAAGGUAUCGCAGAUAUUACAAAAAGGAAGAAGCAUAUCAGAAUAGCCGAUAAGUCUGAAGCAGGUUAGUGGGAUAAAUAUAAGCCUUCUAAGCUGGGCCUAUUGCUCGUGUGAAUUUUAUGAACGGUUGUGCGUAUGUUUUCUUUCUUAAUUGAAGCUAUGCGUUUUUCGUUGGAAUUACUUCAUUACUUCAUUAUAAGACAUUAAUCAAGUUAAUAAUAAAGAUGUAGUAAUCACAUUCAUCUUUUAGGUUGGUCUGCAGUAGAUGAGUACUUGAGUGACGAACUAGCAAGCGACUCCGAAGAUGAAAAGAGAAUUAGGCAAGCUCAGGCUCGUGCAGCCAGAAAACGUAAGGCAUCCCGUUCAACGAACAAGGGUAAAUCAGCCAAGAAUGUUGGAAGUUCUCAAUGUCCUUCUACAUCUACUACUUCUGACAACUUUUUUCGUGGCUUUGGGUCAAGAAAUCGAUUUCCGCUUGGGAGUGGCACCAACCCAUCUACAAGCAGUUGGCGUGGGUAUGCAAGUGGCCCCAGACCCACCGAUUACUGUUUUGCCUGUGGUAAACAAGGGCAUUGGAGGAGAGGUUGCCCAGGUGGCAGGAACCAAGGUUCAUCCUUCAGAGAUGGCCAACAGAGUUAAGGGAUCCCUUGAUCAUAAUCAAACUGAACAAGCUUUAAUAACGAAUGAACCUCAACAGGGAGAUGUAACAGCCCAAUCAAACCGGAAUAUAUUGAAUACUCCUGGUCCGUCUACUGCGGGUCCUCAAUUAAUUCACACAGAAACAGAGUCUCGUUGGGGUUGCGGCGAAACCGUGACAUCUAGUAACGUCAGUGCUACUUCGACAGGAUAUUCCGGGUAUGAGGAAGAUUUUUAUUUGAGAAAUUAUUAUGAGUAUGAACAAGGAAAUUCAGAACCUUUGGUUAAAGGUAGAUUGAAGGCAUCCGUAAAAUUUUGGAAAUCAAUUGAUGCACCUCAAUUUGUUAUAGAUGUCAUUGAGCAAGGUUACAAGUUACCUUUUUUACAUACACCCCCUAAAACAACAAAGCUCAGGUAA